Messenger RNA from Morus notabilis, 1831 nucleotides. Its product is annotated as anthranilate synthase alpha subunit 1, chloroplastic. Gene Ontology annotation, biological process: L-tryptophan biosynthetic process. Lineage: Eukaryota; Viridiplantae; Streptophyta; Magnoliopsida; Rosales; Moraceae. Bases 86 to 1831 code for a protein of 581 amino acids. Gene Ontology annotation, molecular function: anthranilate synthase activity. The transcript is spliced from 11 exons. The record is from RefSeq and is a predicted model, not a curated record.
CUAACCGUUACAUUACAACGGAUUUGAAAAGAAAAAGAAAAAAAAGGUUACUGAAACUUAAGGACUCCGGUGACGGCGACCAACAAUGCAAGCGCAGAUUCGAGGCUCUCCGUACUGCUCCUUUCCGACGCGUCACCGGCUGCGUCCGGUGCCGGUUACCGGUCGACUCGUUAGAACGUUGAGCUCACCGUCGUACGCCCGUACAGUGAAAUGCUGCUCUCUCCGGAGCUCCUCCUUGAUUGAUGAUGCAAACAAAUUCUCAGAAGCUGCAAAGAAGGGAAAUUUGGUUCCGCUUUACCAGUGCAUUUUCUCGGAUCAGCUCACGCCGAUUCUCGUGUAUAGGUGUCUGGUUAGAGAAGAUGACAGGGAAGCUCCGAGCUUUCUUUGUGAAUCCGUGGAGCCAAAUCUUCGCGACUCAAGUGUUGGGCGUUUUAGUGUGGUUGGAGCUCAGCCAACAAUGGAGAUUGUGGCGAAAGAGAACAAGGUCACGAUAAUGGACCAUGAAGAAGGGCUUAUGACUGAGGAGAUUGUGGAGGAUCCAAUGGCUAUCCCUGCUAGGAUUUCCGAGGGUUGGAAUCCCCAACUCAUUGAUGAACUUCCAGAUGCAUUUUGUGGUGGUUGGUUAGGUUAUUUUUCAUAUGAUACAGUUCGUUAUGUGGAAAAGCGAAAAGUUCCUUUUUCAAAGGCUCCUAAGGAUGAUAGAAACCUUGCUGAUAUACAUGUAGGACUUUACGACGACGUAUUCGUGUUUGACCAUGUGGAGAAGAAAGUAUAUGCUAUUCAUUGGGUAAGGCUUGACCGCUACUCUUCUAUUGAAGCUGCUUAUAAAGAUGGAAUGAAACGUUUGGAAUCAUUACUUGCUAGAAUACAAACUGCUGAUCCCCCAAGGCUAAGUGCAGGUUAUGUUGAUCUAUAUACUCGUCAUUUUGGUCCUCCUCUGAAGAAUUCAAAUAUGACAACUGAAGAGUUCACGAAAGCUGUACGGGAUGCAAAAGAACAUAUUUUAGCAGGAGAUAUUUUUCAGAUUGUAUUAUCACAGCGUUUUGAACGACGAACUUUUGCUGAUCCCUUUGAAAUCUAUAGAGCACUGAGAGUAGUAAAUCCAAGUCCAUACAUGACUUAUUUGCAAGCUCGAGGUUGUAUACUUGUUGCUUCAAGUCCAGAAAUUCUUACGCGUGUCAAGAAGAGGAAAGUAGUGAAUCGACCACUGGCAGGAACCGCCAGAAGAGGGAAGACAACCAAAGAAGAUAAAAUGUUGGAAACGCAGCUGAUUACUAAUGAAAAGGAAUGUGCAGAGCAUAUCAUGCUGGUUGAUUUGGGCCGUAAUGAUGUUGGAAAGGUCUCGAAGGAUGGCACUGUGAAGGUGGAAAAGUUGAUGAACAUUGAACGAUAUUCCCAUGUAAUGCAUAUAAGCUCCACGGUUACUGGAGAUUUACGCGAUUCCCUCUCUUGCUGGGAUGUCCUUCGUGCUGCUUUGCCUGUUGGAACUGUCAGUGGAGCCCCAAAGGUGAAGGCUAUGGAACUAAUUGAUGAGCUUGAGGUGUCGAGGCGUGGCCCCUACAGCGGUGGAUUUGGAGGUGUGUCUUUCACUGGUGACAUGGACAUUGCGCUAGCCCUCAGGACCAUCGUGUUUCCUACUGGAACUCGUUUCGACACCAUGUAUUCGUACAAGGACGCUGGCGGCCGCCGUGAGUGGGUGGCUUACCUUCAGGCUGGUGCUGGAGUAGUGGCUGACAGCGACCCAGAUGCAGAGCACCGUGAGUGUCAGAACAAGGCGGCAGGUCUAGCUCGAGCCAUCGAUUUGGCCGAAUCGGCAUUUGUCGAUAAAUGA